ACCACAAACAUAAUGGGCCCACUUCAGCACAGAGGAAGUGUGUUGUCACUCCACAGUAAGUACGCAAUUUGCUGAUUACAGUAGUCCUUUCAGAAUUCACCCAUUUCAAGAUGUGAGGGUAAUCUCAUGGGAUUAAGGGUUAAUGUAGGGUAGAGUACUUUUUCACAAUUACCUUUGUGUUAGUCUAUGUUUUAUUUGCUUAUUUUAUUUAUUUAAUUUGAUAAAACUGUGUCUGUGGAUAGCGGCAAGACGUAGGCUGAGGUCAUGUUCAACCUUUGUUUUGAUGUGUCCCAGAGGAUGGCUAAUGUAUGCAUUGUUAAAGAAAUGGAGAUUUCCCCAGAGACAGGAGAGAUUGGAGAUAGAGAGAGAGAGAGGGAGGGUGAUAAAGGAGGGAGGAGAGACUAGUGGCACAGUAAUUUAACCCUCUUUCCCUUUUUUCAUUGCUGCAUUUAUUGGAAGAAGCAGAAGACUUGGGAAGUCACACGUGGUUCAGCCAUCUUUCCAAAUCAUCUGGGCACAAACAGGACCUUAUUCUCAGACUUGUUCACACCUGAUUAGCAAGUGAAUCCUGCCUGGUCCGAGGAUGUUGGGCUGCGUAGCCGGUUUCUUCACCUAUGAAACGACCAAGUCUGUGGUGGUCAAGAGCUGGCAGGUGGGAAUCAUCUACAGAUUCGCCCAACUCCUCAUCAUCCUUUAUUUCGUUGGUUGGGUGUUUCUUCAUGAGAAAGCCUACCAGGUGCGUGACACGGGGAUCGAGUCAGCGGUCAUGACUAAGGUGAAAGGCUUCGGCUUCUAUAACGGAUCUCUGAUGGACGUUGCUGAUUAUGUGGCUCCCCAGCAGGGGGCUGCCAUGUUCUGUAUCAUCACCAAAAUGAUCAUCACACCCAGUCAGUCACAGGGACUCUGUGCCGAGCCUGACAAGAAAUUCAGCUGUGCCACUGAUGAAGACUGCACAAAACAUCUGUCCUCGAAUCUGGGAAGCGGCAGGAUAACAGGCAGGUGUUUGACUUCUGAGAAACAGUGUCAGAUAGAAGGCUGGUGCCCAGCAGAGAAUGACAACCAGACAAUGACACCCAUGAGAGAGGUGGAGAAUUUCACAAUCUUCAUAAAGAACAGUAUUCGCUUCCCUCUCUUUAAUGUCACAAGGGGAAAUAUCUUAUCCUCAGUGAAUGCCCAGAAAAUCCAAACCUGCCUGUAUCACCCAUAUAAGGAUCCAUACUGCCCCAUCUUCCGAGUGGGAGAUGUUCUUGAGUAUGCUAAUGAAAAUUUAGAUAGCAUCAUGGACAGAGGAGGAGAGAUUGGGAUUAACAUUGCCUGGAAAUGUAAUCUGGAUUUGCAUGUGAACAACUGCUUGCCCAACUAUACAUUCACACGGCUGGAUGCUCCAUUUAAACACAGUCAUGUCACCAAAGGCUAUAACUUCAGGUUUGCAAAGUACUAUAGGUCACAAAACCAGGAAGUUCGCACACUUCAUAAAGCUUUUGCCAUCCGUUUUGACAUAAUUGUUUCUGGAAGUGCUGGAAAAUUUUCAGUAAUCCCCACAUUAAUUAAUGUUGUUGCAGCAUGCACUUCAGUUGGUCUGGCAACAGUACUCUGUGACAUCAUUCUGUUAAACUUCCUGAAAGGAGCAGAACAAUAUAAGGCAAAGAAAUUUGAAGAGGUAUCAGAUUCUGCAUUUAAAUGUAAAGAAUUCAAGCAGGCGAGCCACAUAACAAUCAAAGCAGAGGAAAAGAACUCAGAUGAUUCAGGUGCUUUUUCUAUUGGCUAUCAGCUGUGAGUGAGAGGACUUCUCUGCCAAUAGGAGACUGAAAUGCCAAAGCUAUUAAUGGCAUUCAACAUUCUGACCUCAAAUCUCUUCAUCUGCAGGGCAAUGCUAUUACUGUCAACAUUUAAUUCCUCUAAAAAUUUCUAGUAUCCUCAUAACUAUCACACACAUAAAAACAAAUAUAUACAUAUAUAUUCUAUCCUGUAAAUCUUGUGUAAAAAAAAAAAGGUGGUGACAUUCACUCAUCAAAAUUCCAAGUGCUUAGCAAUGCCAACACUUAUUAAAACUUCAUAAUGUCCUAAGACUUACAGUAGUAAAGAUCAUCAGAUCCACAUUUAUUGGUACUCAUAGCUACAAGAAAAAAAAGUUACCAAACUAUAUUGUGUUUCUACAAUAUGUAAAGCCCCACACAGCUGAUUACAGACAAAAUGAAGCAGGCCAAAUGGUGAAAGAGGUCUAGCUAAGCUUCUUGCCAAGUUACUCUUAACAGCUUCUUCCCAGCAUUGCUUCUGCAGGGGUCAGAAAGCUGACAUGGUGUACAGAACAGUGCUGGCUGGUUGGCUGGCUCCUGUUCUGAACUCACAUAUGGCAGACUCAGCAUGGCACAGACACAUUUAUGUGGCCAGAAGCAGAAAAUGUAAACGCAAUCUACUUACUGCUCACUGACUGUGCACUUAGAUGCUGGAACCAUACGUAUUAGGUUUCAUUUCCUACUGUACUGUAUAGAGGACAAAGCUCAUGUUAUGUCACAUUCUGUCCCUUGAAUAUAAUGAAUUGGAAUAGCUGCAUGUUUGCAAUUAUUAUAUUCAGUGAGGUCUAUAUGCAGUUUUAGACAUCCAGGACCUUUAGACAUCCAGGACCUAAUAUUUUAAUGUAUUAAACUAAAUAACUUAAAAUAUAGCACAUACCACCCAUACCAAAAAUCAUGAAUAAUAUGCACAUUUAUGAAGAUACAUUUUAUUGUGUUCAGUGGUAUAAUUGCUUUCUUUGGUA
Molecule: messenger RNA, 2758 nt
Organism: Electrophorus electricus (electric eel)
Lineage: Eukaryota; Metazoa; Chordata; Actinopteri; Gymnotiformes; Gymnotidae
Gene: p2rx3a
Product: purinergic receptor P2X, ligand-gated ion channel, 3a
Biological process (GO): calcium ion transmembrane transport; response to ATP
Cellular component (GO): plasma membrane
Molecular function (GO): purinergic nucleotide receptor activity; ATP binding; extracellularly ATP-gated monoatomic cation channel activity
Source: RefSeq, a predicted model, not a curated record